Drosophila biarmipes is the source of this 751-nucleotide messenger RNA. RefSeq lists its product as uncharacterized. NCBI's taxonomy places the organism in Eukaryota, Metazoa, Arthropoda, Insecta, Diptera, Drosophilidae. The record is from RefSeq and is a predicted model, not a curated record.
CAAGUUCCCAAAGGGAAAAACUGUCAGCAUAUGCUACAUGGGGUUUACUGAAUACCCCAAAGAUGAAGCCACAAAGUCCCAAAACGACAAACGAAUAAGGGCGAGAGACAAGGCAUAAAAAAUAAAUGAAUAACAUAAAAAUAAAUCAUACGCCCCAUCGGCCACCCAGUAAAAAGUAAGCCAAUACCGUAACCAUUACCCUCGCUGCAAAAUCACACUCCCCCACAGCCCAUGGACGGCUUCCCCCCAUUUUCAUGGCGCUAAUAAAUGCUUAUCGAAGACGCAUAAAGCGAGUAAAUUCGCAGCCAUUAAACGAGCAUAAAACUCGAUCGGGCCGAAGUGAAAUUGUGGGGCCGACAAAUCAAAGUACAAGCCUCGGAGCCUCGGGUCCAUUCGCAUUCCCCCUAUUUCCCAGUCAUGAAAUAAAACCAGGCAACAAUGAAACCCAAAGCGGCUUCCAAACGAUUCGGACCCAGGAAUUGGCCACCCACAAACUAAAACCCAAACCCCCAGAGAAGCUUCCCUUAACCACCAUCCCGGGCCAACAUUUCAAGCCACCUCCUGCUCGGCACCAACACUCGCUAUAUAACCAUCUUACCCAACGUUGACAGCAUACAAAGUAACUUAAAUCGAAACAAUAAAGCGGCAACUUUGUUCCAAGAAAAAAUGCAAAAGAAAGCAAAAUGAACACUGAAAAAACGUAGCAGAGAGUGGGAAAAGGAACGAGUAGAAGUGUGAACAUACUCUUCUG